GUAGCUCGGUACCCGAGCCAGCAUUUCGUGACGCCGAUCUGUGCGCAGUCCAGAAGGGGAGUGUUAUUACAUGCUGCGCUGUUGGGGGUUCGGAAGCGCACAGCGCAGGCGCUGUAAGGAGACGUAUGGUUGAAAACCACCAGCUAUGCCGCGGAGUACUGGAACCAGCAGUUGCUGCCAAAUGCGACUGAUCAUAAUAUUGAACUCGCUGAAACAGAACCGACUGCGGACAUAAAGAAGGAAAGGGGACAGAUAUAUUGCAACGCAUCGCGACACAUCCUGGGAUAUCUCUUUCCCCCUCCUCUCCAUCUCGGUGAAACUCGACUGGGCAGCGAUACAUUUCUCUUGAAUGAUGUUUUUCUCCAUCUGAGACACAAGGAUUUAUUUCAUUUCAGUUUUGUUUUGUUGACUUUUUUUGUAAAUAAAGAAAACAAAGAACAACAAUAAAGGGGUCAUUAUGAUGUUGUUAACAUUCAAUAGUAGAAGACAUUUGAAUUGUUUUUAUCCAGGGGUGUGCUUGCAAUUUUUUCUGUGGAUUUUAUGUGCCGUGUAUGGCGAAGAGCAGCCGUUCAGCGUGGAGACCUGGCUGCAGAGAUACGGCUAUCUGCCCCGCACCGACCCCCGCAUGGCUGUGCUGCGCUCGGCCCAGACCAUGCACAACGCUAUCGCUGCCAUGCAGCGCCUGUACGGCCUCAACGUCACCGGCACCCUGAACAGGAGGACCGUAGAUGAUGUCACACUGAGCUGGAUGAAGAAGCCUCGGUGUGGGGUCCCGGACCAGCAGGGAGGGGGCUCAAAACUGAACGUGAGGAGGCGACGCUAUGCCCUCACGGGGCAGAAGUGGCAACACAAGCACAUCACAUACAGCAUAAAGAACGUCACCCCCAAAGUGGGCCUGGCCGAGACGCACAACGCCAUCCGGCGGGCGUUCGACGUGUGGCAGAGCGUCACGCCGCUGCGCUUCGAGGCCGUGCCCUACAGCGCCCUGGAGAACGGCAAGCGGGACGUCGACAUCACCAUCAUAUUCGCCUCGGGUUUCCACGGCGACAGCUCGCCCUUCGACGGGGAGGGCGGCUUCCUGGCGCACGCCUACUUCCCCGGGCCCGGCAUCGGCGGGGACACGCACUUCGAUUCGGACGAGCCCUGGACCCUGGGGAACCCCAACCACGACGGAAAUGACCUCUUCCUGGUGGCGGUGCACGAGCUGGGCCACGCCCUGGGCUUGGAGCAUUCCAACGACCCGACCGCCAUCAUGGCGCCCUUCUACCAGUACAUGGACACCGAGAACUUCAAACUGCCUUACGACGACCUUCAGGGGAUCCAGAAAAUCUACGGUCCCCCAGACAAGGCCCCCCAGCCGACCCGGCCGCUGCCCACGGCCCCGCCCCCCCGCUCGCCCCCGUCGGACCCCCGAAAACACGACCGCCAGACCCGCCCCCCGCGCCUCCCAGCGGGGGACAAGCCCGCACACCCCAACGCCAAGCCCAACAUCUGCGACGGCGGCUUCAACACGCUGGCCAUCCUGCGCAGGGAGAUGUUCGUCUUCAAGGACCAGUGGUUCUGGAGGGUGCGGGACAACGCCGUCAUGCCGGGGUACCCCAUGCAGAUCGCCUACUUCUGGAGGGGGCUUCCGCCCAAGAUCGACGCCGUCUACGAGAACAGCGAGGGGAAGUUCGUGUUCUUCAAAGGGAACAGAUUUUGGGUGUUCAAAGACACCACGCUGCAGCCCACCUACCCCCAGGAUAUCUCCAUGUUCGGGAGCGGAAUGCCCACGCAGAGCAUUGAGACAGCCGUGUGGUGGGAGGAUGUGGCCAAGACAUACUUCUUCAAAGGGGACAGGUACUGGCGAUACAAUGAGGAGAUGAGGACCAUGGACCCUGGGUACCCCAAACCCAUCACAGUGUGGAAAGGUGUUCCAGACUCCCCCCAGGGGGCCUUUGUGGACAAAGCCAACGGUUUCACGUACUUCUACAAAGGGAAAGAGUACUGGAAAUUCAACAACCAGAAGCUGAGGGUGGAGCCGGGCUACCCCAGGUCCAUCCUGAAGGACUUCAUGGGCUGCGACGAGUCUCAGGACCCCGAGCGGGACUGGCGCCCCCCGGAGGAGGACGUGGACAUCGUCAUCAAGCUGGACAACACGGCGGGCACGGUGAAGGCGGUGGCCAUCGUCAUCCCCUGCAUCCUGGCGCUGUGCCUGCUGGUGCUGGUCUACACCAUCUUCCAGUUCAAACGGAUGGGCACUUCCCGCCACAUACUGUACUGCAAGCGCUCCAUGCAGGAGUGGGUGUGAGCUCAACCACCCCCCACCCCCCCCCCCAAAACCCCACCUACCCCCCACCUCCACCUCGCCCUCCUCCGAAAUAAAACGAGGCGUCGGCGUCCUCGGGUGUCGACCUUGCGGACUGCGGGUGUGUUCCCUCUCACCCUCCCUCCCGUCUUUGUUUUGAAAGGAGGGGUUGCGCUGGCCUUUGCCUCUGCCUCCUCACUCCCCAAAACACGCCCCCCCCCCACCCCCCCCCCCCCCCCCAAGAUGGGAGAGGCUACUUACUCCCUCUUCCCUAAAUGUGGGCAGUGCAGCUGUGCAGUGGGGAAAUGGGGUAAGGGUUCGAUGACGCACUGUGACGUCCCUUGCCGCGUGAGGACUUCCCGCCAGCUGGAUGAAGCCUGCUGGUGCCCGGGUCUUGCGCUAGUGCACGCUCAAAAUUGCGCUAGCUAAAAUGGCUAGUCAACAAUUACUGACCAGUUACUUUUUUUUUUGUCUAAUAAUUUAUUUACACCUCUUUUACCCCAUUAUUAAUCCCUUAGAACAUCUUACUUCUUUAAAUUCACACACCCUAACCAAAUAAAUCCUUCCUCUCCAAAGAAGAUUUCAUUUUUUUAAAUGUUUUUAAUUUAGAUUCAUUGUUCACUGUUUAUUUUUCCCUUCUUUCCACUCUUGAUCCUUUGUAGUGAUUGGGGUCAAGGACUUUGACUGUUCUGGCAGUCUGUCUCAAAACAGGGGCCAAAAUACUCUGCAAUAUUUUUUAGCCGCCUUAAUUAUAGAUUGCGUUUUUUUAAAUCUUUUUUCUCAUUCGCUGCUUUGUCUUUUUCACUUUUUCUUUUAUUUUUUUGUUGGGUGAGCCAGUGUGGUGGGACAAGUACGAAAGCUAGCUGGUGUCCUUUUCCGCUGCGGCUGAUUUAUGGACAUUGUUCGGUGAAAUUAGCCGAGAGUCACCGGGGCCAAGUCGGGAAAGACCAGCCAGGCCGUAUUUCAGAGUGAAACAUGAGCGAUGGAGAAGAAAUGCGCUCCAUGUCUGAACCGUCCACAAUGACUGUGUGGUAAAUGACUGCAUUCAACCGCUGCCUGCUGGACUCGGUGGAAAAAGAGCAAAAAUGCGAAUCAGCUUGCGAAUGGACGAAUGUGCGCUCGCCCUCCCUCACUCUGAGUGCUCAUUCACGAUCCAAGCGUCGCUUCAAAACCCCACAUUUUAACGUGACAUCACCAGGAUUUGUGCCAUUUAGCAUCUUCACAGAAUGUCUUUUUUUUUUUUUUUUUUUUUAAAUCUGGGUCGCCCAGAUAGGGUAUGUCCAGGUGGAGGUUGGAGUGAGCGUCUUUUCGCUUCAGUGCUCGCUAACUUCCUGUUCCUCUUGGACUCGGCCUGACUUUGCCUACUGUAUCAAAAAUUGAAAAGACAAAGCAAAAAAUGUAAAAAAAAAAAAAAAAUUCAAACAGGUUAACGACAGAGGAUGAAAAGUAAGAAGAGGAAAGGAAAUGUUUUCAAAGCGUUUGAAGCAUUUGAAGUGGGUUUGGAGUUUUAGGCUGGGUCAACCAGCCUUGGACUAGCGCUCAACUCCCAGUUGGGUGGGGACCGAGCGAGAACAGUGACAGGACCGUUUCUGGAAUCUUCCGUGUUCCUCUCUCUCGUCUUUGCCUCUCUUUUUGCUGUUUGUGUCCCGGCACGGUUAAAGAGAUGGAAAAGGGUCACCGUGAAACCUCACCAUCUAAAGUGGUACAUUUCAAAAAUCGGGUGGGGGCGGAGGAGGGUUACCAAUGAACCCCUAACGCUCUGCAGCAGAGUGGGACUUUUCUGGGGUGGGAUUGGAGAUUCCCUGCCUCGGCUGCUGUCGAACAACCGGGUUUGUGUGAGAACUACAGUAUCCGAUUCACUAUAUUGGUUUCCUGUUUUGCUUCGGCAGCGUCAUCGUGAGACUCUGAACAAUGUGUGUGUGUGUGUGUGUGCGUCUGUCUGUACGAGUUUCAGAUCAAGGGGGCCCAUUGGUCAGAAAUGGAUCAACGCAGUUCCAUCAGCACAUGACAAAAAAGAAGAAGAAAAAAAUGCCUUGAACCUCGUUCUCAUGUUGUAUCAUAUGUAUGUACUGUAGGCGAUGUGAACAGUUAAGGAAAUCUGUCGGUCAUAUUUAACAUUACCUUGAACGUGUAGGAGCGGUCUCUCCUGCGGUCUCUCUGACCUUUUGGUAGCGUGAGCCGCGUGCUGUGCGAUGUUUGCCUCAGAGGUCGGGGCGAAGGAGCCGCUUAUCUAGGGAAAAGAUGAAUAAACCCAUCCUUCGCUGAUCUUGUCUUUCCUGGUAAACAUGAGAAAAAGACUCUCGGUGUGCACACGAAAGCAACGAGAUUGCAUUUUUCUUUGUAUGUGUUUUUAUCAUUUUUUCUGGUUUAUUAUUAUUAUUAUUUUUUUUUUAAGAUUCAAGAAAUUUGUCUUUUCAAUAAGUCCGUGCAUCUGAGAUUGUACAUAGAAGCCUUUGCACCGUGAUAUGUAUGUGAUGCUGGUUAUUUCAGCAUAACGUCAAAGGAAAGGUUCAGGGAUUUUUCACACCCCUUUUCCCCCCAGAUCAUUAGUACCUGGAAGCUGUUGAGAUUCCACUGCUAACAAAAGGCCAGAGAGCUUCUACGUCACAAUCCCAUCCGAGUGGGAUUGACAGUAGGAAUAAGAAUAUUUAAAGGAGGGUUUUAAUGUUUACAAAUUGCAAUUGCUGAUGUACCUUGGGAAUGCUGUGGACUGUCUGUUUUUGUGGCACAACAUCACAGUCUUGAAUUUCUUUCCCUUACCCCUCCCCCUCCUCCCCUACAAAAAAGUAAAGAAAAAUCAUAUCAGUCAGAGAUUGAAGGACUGUGCAUGUUUGUUGCUUCAUAUUUUUUAUUAUUUUGGAGUCGGGACAUGAUCUCUCUCUCCCUGGUUUUUUUUUUUUUUAUGUCUUAAUUUUCUGUGGUUUUGUUCCUUUGGGGAACCGAUAAAGAGCUUUUUUAUACUGUUUUAUUUUUUCUUUCAUUUUCUGUGCUCGGCGUUACUGUCUUGUUGCGUUGUACUAAAAAAAGAGCCAUCUCGUGGAUCAAUAAAUGGAUCUAAAUAUGCUGAA
Molecule: messenger RNA, 5355 nt
Organism: Anguilla anguilla (European eel)
Lineage: Eukaryota; Metazoa; Chordata; Actinopteri; Anguilliformes; Anguillidae
Product: matrix metalloproteinase-16-like
Exons: 11
Coding region: 458-2290 (610 amino acids)
Biological process (GO): proteolysis; collagen catabolic process; extracellular matrix organization
Cellular component (GO): extracellular matrix
Molecular function (GO): metalloendopeptidase activity; zinc ion binding
Source: RefSeq, a predicted model, not a curated record